Parastagonospora nodorum SN15 is the source of this 678-nucleotide messenger RNA. RefSeq lists its product as hypothetical. The record is from RefSeq and is a predicted model, not a curated record. NCBI's taxonomy places the organism in Eukaryota, Fungi, Ascomycota, Dothideomycetes, Pleosporales, Phaeosphaeriaceae. The transcript has 4 exons. Bases 1 to 678 code for a protein of 225 amino acids.
AUGCAUCUGCCCGCCACUCUCGCCAUCACCGCGCGCUCCCGCAAAUUCUACGACGGCACCUACACCAUGACCUCGGACGGCUUCACUGACGAGGCGGGAGUGUAUCGCGCUUUCGACUGCCUUGACGCCGCUGCGCGCGCUCCAACGCCGCUGCCGCCGAUGUUCUCGGACGACGAAGAGGCCGGGGGAGAGCAGGUUCUGACACCGAGCUCGAUGCUGAGAGGAGCUGCGAGAGGUGAUACUCCCAUUGAGGUGACGUUCGUUUCGGAUAUAGCGGUCAAGGAUAGGCAGGGUGGCUACGUGGAUGAUGAAGGGGGUCUGCUGGGUGAGAUAGAUGGGGUAGAGCGACGGAAGAGCAGUGUGAAGAUCAUGUCUAAGAGAGGGAAAGUUACGCCGAAGAAGUCAAGCAAAGCGAAGUCAGGCGAUAGCUCGUCGCCACUGUCAGAUUGCCCGUCAGAUCUGUCGGAGUGGGAGAGCGAGAAGGUGAAAUAUGAGUGUAUUGAGGCUAUACAAAAUGGGAAGAAGAAGACCACCCCGAAGAAUAAGAAGAAGCCGUCUGAAGAGGAAAAGAAUGACUCUUCGUCCAAGCGAACUCAAGGUGGUGAGGAAGACUCCGAGGAAGGCAGCACCAGCGCCUGCGUUGGUUACUCGGCAGCAAGACACUCGGCAGCCGGCUGA